AUGCUGGCAAAAGUUAGAUUUGACAUCGUCUACGUAUCUACGCCGCGCCCGCUCCACUACCUCUAUAUACGAACAUCUCUUCACAACAAGCGUAAUGUCUUUCUCGAGAAGUCCGUCACUGUGAAACGCGAGCAGUAUCAAAAGCUGGUAGCGCUCGCUGAGGAACAGGACGUAGUACUGUUGGAGGCGAUGUGGACCCGAUACCUCCUAGGGACGAAGAACUUUCAUGAAAUUAUAUCUCUCAAGAUAGGCCACGUCAAACGUGGCUUCUCCGACUUUCCGUUCCCCAUCGCUGCGCCAGAAUUGCCGGUAUCUUUCUGCUUUCUGGACAAAAGGGUUAAGGACAGCGCGUGCUCACAGCACCUGGCUUUGGGAAUGCAGGCCGAUGUUCCGAUGAGAGUAUGGCUGGCGCAAACUCUUGGUCUCUUGUCCUCAACACUCGAACUGAGACGAACAUGUGACGGAUUUGUAAGGGGGAUAUGA
Letharia columbiana is the source of this 483-nucleotide messenger RNA. RefSeq lists its product as uncharacterized. The coding region runs from base 1 to 483 and encodes 160 amino acids. The transcript has a single exon. The record is from RefSeq and is a predicted model, not a curated record. NCBI's taxonomy places the organism in Eukaryota, Fungi, Ascomycota, Lecanoromycetes, Lecanorales, Parmeliaceae. Gene Ontology annotation, molecular function: nucleotide binding.